Messenger RNA from Argentina anserina (silverweed cinquefoil), 1516 nucleotides. Its product is annotated as transcription factor BHLH089. Gene Ontology annotation, cellular component: nucleus. The coding region runs from base 291 to 1154 and encodes 287 amino acids. Gene Ontology annotation, biological process: regulation of DNA-templated transcription. NCBI's taxonomy places the organism in Eukaryota, Viridiplantae, Streptophyta, Magnoliopsida, Rosales, Rosaceae. The transcript is spliced from 6 exons. The record is from RefSeq and is a predicted model, not a curated record. Gene Ontology annotation, molecular function: protein dimerization activity; DNA-binding transcription factor activity.
GCUCUGAACCGGAGCUUCUCAGUGACUUGAUUCUCCACUCCCGAGGUCGCUGUCGAGCUCUGAAACACAGUUAAACAACAACAAAACAGAAAAACGAAAAUUUACAACCAAACUUUACUUCGUUCUUCUUCUCUCUCUUUGUCUCUGUCUUCCUUGUUUCUAUCCAUCGCUUUCGAUCCUCCGGGCUUAUUUAUAAGAACAGUGCUGUUUUAGCUUGUAUUUGAAUCCGGAGAAAACAGCUAGCUGGGUUCAGUGUGGAUGCGAGUAGUAGUUGAGUUGUGUGAGAUCAAAUGGAUCCGCCGGUGUCGCUGGUGAAUGAAUGCUCGUACUCAAACGGCAAUGCGGGGUCGUAUAAUCUGUCGGAGAUCUGGCAGUUUCCGAUGAAUGGCGGCGCCGCCGGGAUGGAGGAUAAUGGAGGGGGAUUGGGUCUGCGGAGGCCGAGUUUCGGGCAGGGCUUCGGGCAGUUUGGGGAUGUUACGGGCGCGAUAAGGGAUGUUUUGGGCGGCGGUGGUGAUCCGAAUCCGAUGAGUUUGGAGCAGAGAACGAGGAAGAGGCGUGAGUCGGAGGAUGAGUCGCCGAAAAGCAGCGGCAACAUUGGCGCGAAUGAUUGUGAUGGCAAAAGGAUUAAAACAGCGGGAAGAUGUGGAGAUGAGAAUGUUGAGGCCAAAGCUGAGGUAGAAACGAGUUCAGGGAAGCCCGUGGAGCAGAAAACUCAGCCGCCGGAUCCGCCUAAGCAGGACUACAUCCAUGUACGAGCGAGAAGGGGUCAAGCUACUGAUAGUCAUAGUCUCGCAGAAAGAGCUAGAAGAGAAAAGAUUAGUGAAAGGAUGAAAAUUCUCCAAGAUCUGGUCCCUGGUUGUAAUAAGGUUAUCGGGAAAGCACUGGUGCUUGAUGAGAUAAUCAAUUAUAUCCAAUCAUUGCAGCGUCAGGUGGAGUUCCUGUCUAUGAAGCUUGAAGCAGUGAAUACAAGAAUGAUUCCAGCCAUUGAUGUGUUUCCAACUAAAGAAUUCAAAUUGUCAUCUCAGUUCGGUCAACAAACAUUCGACACUGCUGCAAUGGCAUUUGGUACACAGCCUCCAAGGGAAUAUAGCCGGGGAUCUUCACCAGAAUGGUUGCAUAUGCAAGUUGGAGGUGGUUUUGGAAGAACAACAUAGCCUCGAAUGAUCCUCUUCAAUUGGGAAUAAAAUUAUCAAGGCAAUUCAUUCUACUUUAGUAGCUGUCAAAGAAAGUAUACCACGAUAUGUCAAAUCAAAGCAAGACCUUAUUCUCAUUUUCUACAUCAAGCAUGGAGUUAUAUCUCUGGAUCUGCUUAAGUUGGUAACUACGCUUCUCCAUUACUUUGUGUUGGAAAAUGAACUGUUAACUUCAUAUAUAUACACAUUCUUCUCCAUAUAAUACCCAAACAAGCACAUGGAAUGAGUAAUGUUGCUUGUGCUAUAUCUCUGACGCUCAUAUCUUGUGUAGACAUCGUUUUAACAUUGAUUGGUUGAACUACGUUAAAUAAAGUAUCCUUUGC